Phyllotreta striolata is the source of this 3194-nucleotide messenger RNA. The record is from the annotation of a GenBank genome assembly. NCBI's taxonomy places the organism in Eukaryota, Metazoa, Arthropoda, Insecta, Coleoptera, Chrysomelidae.
CAAGUACAGUUAUCAAUUUAUUUACAGUUUUUUAUUUCACGGCACACGUCGAUGUUUUAUUGCGAAAUAAACAAUAAUCGAAUGCUCCAUGAUAACGAGUAUAUUAGUGUAUUUAUGUACAUUAAAUACUUAUUAUGUGCCCGGUUUAUUGUGUAACGUCGGAAAUGUUUCCACUGGAUCGGUGAUAAUGAAAAUCCGAGCACUAACUCUCUCAGAUAUAUCUAGUAAGAUAAAACCCAAUUGAGAAAAGUAAAUCGAGUAGGCUAAUUUGGUGAACGAUUAGAGAGGAUCAUUAUCAAGUUUGCCGAGGGAAAGGUCCAAAAGGUCGCGUAAACAUCGAUUACAUUCCCGUCGAUCGAUCGAUUACUUAUUCGCGCAUCGAACGGUAACAGAGCGGAUCGGCGCGUCCGAUGAAAAGCGGGAAAAUCGCCGGAAAAUGAACGUUUUGUGCGUGCUGUUCGGCUGGUCGAUAGGCGUUUGUUACGGCUUCGUUCUCCUGUCGUCGGCGAGCGAGCAGGCCGUGGAAAUUUUCGAAUCGGGACGCGCGUACUCGUACGAGUACCGAUCGAUCGUUUCCUUGAACGAGGAAAAUCGCUCGGGGAAAGUCCAGGCGGAAAAUCCUGGAGGGUUUUCCGUGGAAGGGGACGUGACGGUGCAAGUCGUCGCGGAGAUCGAGGGCGGCGGGAGGUGCCUGAAAAUCGAGUUUCUAUCGCCGAAACUGCGCGUUCCGUCGAAAGAUCGAUUAGUUUUCCAGCCAUCUAGAUUAGAUGCGACGAAAAACUCCCCGUUUUUUGCGCUGUGGGAAAGCGGGAAAGUGUCGGGAAUCUUCCUCGAGGAAAGCGAGGAGGUAUCCAUGAAGAAUCUGAAGAAAGGAAUCGCCAGUUUGUUACAGUUUCAGCUAGUCAAUGGAAAACUCGAAACUGAAGAAACGGAUUCGUCGGGAAAAUGCUCCACCGUGUAUAUUUCCACUACAGAUUUUCCUUCAAAUCUAACCAAAACGAAAUCAAACUGCAUUUCCCCGGAUUUAGAUAAACAAGAAAUCCCCCAAAAUCCUUCACUCUCCGUGGAAAUUCUAUCGAAAAGGACCACAAAUUACCAAUUCCAGCAAAAUCCCGAUCGAAUUUCCUCCAUACAUUCCAGGGAAAUCCACUCGGCUUUCCUCUCCGCGAGAGAGGAGAUGGGAAAUCGCCUGGAAACCGAGGAAACUCUGAUCCUGCGUCGGUUCGGCAACGUCGAUAUUGAAAAUUCCCAAAAAAAAGCUGGGAAAGCCGACGAAUUUGUGGAAAAUUUCGGCAGGGAAAAAGGCUUGACCUACGCCAGGGAAAGCCUGCUGACGGAAAUCGAGCGAAAUGCCGAUGGAGAUGUUGGAAAAUCCUUCGGAAAAACCGUAGAAUUUCACAGGGACAGCUUGAAAGUCGCCGAAGUUGCCACGACGAAACAAAGUCGGGCUUUCUUGGAAGUUUUGAAAGCGGCAAGAAAAGCGGAAAAACGGGAAUUGUUGGAUGUUUUGAAGGCUAAGAAGAACAAGGAAAUUUUGCCCCAAUUGUACGACGUCCUCGGCCACGUGGGCACCCAGGAGGCCCACCAAGCGGUCACCAAGCGCCUGCACUUCGAGAAACACGAUUUGACCGAUCUCAGCGAGCGCUAUCUGUGGGCCCUCGCCUUCUCCCCGCGGCCCCGGCCCGAAGUCAUCAAGGACCUGCUCGACAAGUUCAGCAAACUCAACGACAUCCCGGAGAAAGUCCAGGAAACCCUCGUCCUGGCCGUCGCCUCCAUGGCCCGAAAAUUGCACCACGUCCAUCAAGGUACAUUCGAGGCGGUACAAGAGACGAUAUUGAACAAUUUGGACUACGCAAAAGGCGAUGGAAAGCUCAAAUACCUGCGAGCUUUGAGGAACUUGAAAGCCCCGAACACCCUACCUGUUUUAUUCAAGUACAUAUCCAGCGGUACGGCUUUAGAAGGAGCCCUAUCGUGGAGGGCCGUGGAAGCCAUGGUUAAAGAUAACCGCCGGUUAAACACAACCGAUGUCCUCUCCGAGGCGGAAAAGACGCUCUUCCAGCUGAACAGGCGCCACGACAGCAGCGCCCGAACCAUCGCCGCGGACAUCCUGAUAGAGGAAUCGCGGCGAAGCGGAAAACUGUCCGGAAAACUGCUGGAUUUCCUGGUGUUGCCCGAUCCGAACUACGAGGUGAAGCGGUACGUGCGCCAGCGCAUCGAGAUGGCCGCGGAGCGCGACGGGGAGUUCGGAAAAUCGGCGGAGAAGCGCUGGAAGGGCGAGAGAUUGCUGAACAAUUACUCGGGGGCGAGUCCCAGGGGACUGUCGGUGUCGUUGGCGAGGAAAUUCCUGGAGCAUCCGUCGUGGAACGGGAGUUUGGUGGCCGUGCAGGAGAUGAAAUCGGGCGUGGUGAAACGGGGGAAAAUCGACGUGGUGAUGGAGAAAAACGGGCUGGAAGAUGAAUUGUUCAGCCUGGGCAUCUUCUCCAACGGCUUGCAUAGCUUCAUGUCGGGCGACGAAGAAGAGGCCGAAGAAGAGGGAACUUCCGCGGCCACCGCGGGCAUAGAGUUGGCUGUUUUGGGCGCGCAAAUCAGGCCUUUCGUCUUCUUCGAGGGCCAAGGGGAGCUCAUGGGGCACGUGUGGUCGGGCACGGCUUCGGAAUUGACCCCCGCCUUCCAGGUAAUAACGUUGUUGCAAGAUCAGAGCGAAUAUGUCAGAUUAGGUUCUGGAUUAAUAGGGAAAAUCGAUAUUAAAGGCGCCGCCUCCUUGGAUUUAUCCGGUCAAAUAGAGAUAUCCCUGUGGAAUCGAAAUGCUCGAUCGCUCGUCAGGAAAUCUGCCGGAAUCGUCGUAAUCGGUUCGACUGGGAUCGAUUCGUCGUUCGUAAAAUCGUCGAUCGAAUUCGUGAGUUCGAUCGAACCGAUUUUGAAUCUCCAAACCGAUAUUGAUUUUUCAUCGAACUUGCAAUUGUGCAUGAGACUGACCCAACCGGAAACCGUUUUAAGACAUACCGUGAGGAAAAUCGAAGCAAUACCGGAAAACAAGAAGGAAACGAGGACGUCGAAAAACCGGAAAAUGUCCGUUCCGGGAAAAUCAUACAAUUUCAAUAAGAAAAACAACGAAAUGUGCAAAGCCUUGUUUGGUUAAGUUUUCCUCAUUUACGGAUUUAUUCGGGUAUUUUUAUAAAAUAUAAAUGUUAAAA